Messenger RNA from Pneumocystis carinii B80, 1803 nucleotides. RefSeq lists its product as hypothetical. Gene Ontology annotation, biological process: deadenylation-independent decapping of nuclear-transcribed mRNA; P-body assembly. The record is from RefSeq and is a predicted model, not a curated record. Bases 44 to 1759 code for a protein of 571 amino acids. Gene Ontology annotation, cellular component: P-body. The transcript has 8 exons. NCBI's taxonomy places the organism in Eukaryota, Fungi, Ascomycota, Pneumocystomycetes, Pneumocystales, Pneumocystaceae. Gene Ontology annotation, molecular function: mRNA binding.
UCAGAGGGUUUAACGGCCUAGGUUUUUUAGAAAAAUCUUGAAGAUGGAGAAGCAGUUUAUUGGUCUUAAAGUUGAAGUAAUACUUCGUAAUAAUACUAUUGUCCAAGGUAAAAUGACGAAUAUUGAUGCGGUAGAUCGUUGUCUUUUUCUUAAGAAUGUAUAUUGCAAGACUACAGGGAAAUUUGUACCUGAAAUGAAGAUAGAAGGGAUUGAUAUUAAAGAUUUGAAUUUUAUAUCAUCAUUUGAAGUCAAAAAAAAGAAAUCAUUUGCGUCUAUUGAUCCAGCAAUUAUUUCAAUAUCAGAUGAUUUAUCUAAUAUGACAACUAAGGAAUCAUCAAAAAAGUCGAAAAAAGAUACAGCAUUAGCAUCUCUUUCUUCACGUUUACAUAAAAAUACCAAGGAUUAUGAGUUUUGCAAUUAUAGACCCAAAGAUUCAUCAAAUGUUCAUGCCUAUAGUAUGAAAAAUAUACAUAAAAGAAAUAGGUCGUAUAUGAAUCAUUUACAGAAAGAAAGUCUUCAAUUCAAGCAUACGAAUCAUGACGAUUGGAUUAAUGAGGAUGUUAAUAGAUAUCGUGAUGAAGAAUUUGAUUUUCAAGGAAAUCUUGGAAGAUUUGAUAAGCAUAAAGUAUUUUCAGAGAUUCGUAAGUCAAAUAUGAUAUCAUCGACUUCAUUAUCAGCAUCAAGUAACUGUUUAUCCAAAACGGAGUUAUCUAGUGAUGUAGCAGCUACUAAUUUAGUUAUGAGUAAAAAAAGAGCCUCUUUAAAUGAGAAUAAUCGUUUUUUAAAAAUGAAUGGCAAUGAGAAUACACCAAGCACAGAUUUCCAUUCUUCUACUCAUUUGUCAUCCGAUAGUUAUGAUGAGGAAGAGGUUUAUCAACAAAAAUUGAAGAAUCAGCAUUCCAACAAUCAGCAAACUUUGUCUAAUCUUGAUAAAAUUAGUAGGAAAAAUAAGAAAAUACGAAAUACAAAGAAUAAUUUGGAAUGUCCCUGUAUAAAGUCGUCUAAGAUGAUUGAAGCAGAAUAUAUUUCAACUUUUAACAUUGGUGUUUCAAAUGAUGCUAUAGUGGAAAAUGCAGCAAGAGGAAUAUCGUUUUUAGUUGUUCAGCUUCUUGAUGAUUUUUUAAGAUUUAGUCAAAAAAAAAGCAUUUCUUCUUCUGUUAUAAUUCUAGCUGGCAAUAAUCAGACAGGUUUAUAUGCAAUUGCAUCUGGAAGACAAUUGUGUAACCAUGGAGUAAACGUAAUGAUUGUUGUUAUUGAGGAAAAUCCAAGCAAGCGUAUAUUAUUUUAUUUGAAAGGAUUUUCUAAUGCUGGAGGAAAAAUUGUUUCUUCUGAAGAGUUAUUUAGAGCAAUUAAAUCUUUUUCAGUUUUUCCUGGAUUAAUUAUUGAUGCUAUUUUUGGUUGUCAUUGUUCAUUUAAUGAUAUCAUGGAUGAUAGUCUUCGUGAUAGAAUCUGCUCCCUUAUCGAUUGGGCAAAUCAAUAUCAAUCUGAUAUUUUAUCUCUCGAUUUACCUUCUGGUUUAGAUAUUACUACUGGUGCUCCUCUUGCUUCUCCUCAUUUUAUUCAAUCAAAAUGGAUCUUAUCUCUUGGUCUCCCUAAAAUAGGGCUUCUUUUUGCUCUUAAAUCAAAAUCUGUCCCAAAAGAAUUGUUUUUAGCUGAUAUAGGAAUUCCUCAAAAAGUAUGGAAAAAGGUUGGUAUUGGAAAACGUGCUAAAUCACUAUGGGCUGGUCAAGAUUGGGUUAUAAAACUUGACUUUUCAUAAUAAAAAACAUAAACUUUCUUUAAAUUUUUAUUUUUAUUUUUUAU